AUGCAGAAUGUCAGCAGGAGACUGGGGCGGCUGGGGGUGUGUGCAGCUGAGUGGCGGUUACCAUCUGCCCAUGGAGCCUCACCCUGUCUCUGCCUUCCAGGGCUCUGCAUCGCCCUGUGCCUGUGGGGCACCGUGGCCCAGAAUCAUGGCGUACAAGAUACCACUGGGGACUGCAACAGCCAUAUGCUGUGCCCAGCAAACGCCAAGUGUGUGAACAGCACCCACUGCACCUGCCUGGAUGGAUACCAGCCAACAGGGAAUCACUUCUUCGCCGACCCAAGGGAGACCUGUGAUGAUAUUAACGAGUGUCUGGGGCCAAGCCUGCCAGACUGCAGACGCUACGCACACUGCGACAACGCGCCUGGGAGUUACUACUGCACCUGCAUCGAUGGCUUCGAGCCCGGCUCUGGGAAAGCCAAGUUCAUGCACGCGAGUGAGAACAGCUGCCGGGACAUCGAUGAGUGCAACAAGACCCCAGAUAUCUGUGGCCCCAACGCCACGUGUAUCAACGCCAUCUGGAGCUACUGGUGUGAGUGCCAGGCCGGCUACGUCCCCUCCAACAGGAACGUGACCCUGUGCCAAGAGCUCACCUGCCCCCCACUGCUGGGAGAUGACAGCUCUGCCGGAGCCAAGAACCUCCUGGGCAGCUUCCAGGCACAGGUGGGACGUCUGUGCAAGGCGGCGCUGGAAGAGCUGAAGCAGAUGAACUCUCAGAACGCUGAGGGGAAGCUGCAGGGCUUCUUGGUCAUUCUGGAGAAGCAGAUAAAUCUGGUCGAGCAGCAGGGUGAGAGCGUGGAGUGGAGACACCGGAUCGCGACGGAGCUGAUGGCCCUAGUGGAGAAGCUGCUGAGAACACUGGCCCUGACCAUGCGUGACAACAUGAUCAGCAUCGCAUCCCCCAGUGGCACAGAGCUGGGGCUGGCGGUCAGGCAGGCUAGGAACCAGAUCCAGGAGACCGUGACGCUGCAGCAGAGCAAGACGCAGAUGGAAUUAAAGUGGGCCGGAGCCCCAGGGCAGAAAAUGAAGGCUUCACACUGGCUGGGCUGUGCGCCCGAGUGGGACGAGAUCGGCCAAACGGGAAAGUGGGCGCAGGAGCUGGGGCGGCCCAGCUACUGUGUGCUGUCUCCGGUGGUGUCGGCCUUCAUCAGUGACCCGAACCCCCAGGCACUCGGCCUCUCCGUCAGCAUCCGCUUCAGCCACCCGGUGCCGCCCCAUUUGACUUCAGGUGCCAGUGGGGCCCUCAGUCAGUCUCAGUGGACCCCCUUUGUAACGAGCUCCCCCUCUGAGAGUACUUCUGCCCCCUCAACUGGGAGAGGCUGGGAUGCCGAUGCCCCCCAGGACGUGACACCUGAACCCCCAGACUCCUCGCUCCCAGGGAUUUUCCUUUCCUGUCCCCAGAACGUGACUCUCCCUUUCAACUCAGUCCUGAACAGCACCUCCCGCUUGGAGGGUGGAGGCAAGGACGAGGUUGUGUCGGCUGUAACGUUCGUCCUGCAGAUAGUGGAACUGUCCACGCUGGCCAUUGCGCUCUGGUCUCCGGAGAGGACAACACAGAACAUGACGACAGAGUCUCUGGCUAUCCAAACGCAGCUCAUCACAGGGAACUGCAGCCAGCACAGCAAGGUCUUCACGCUGAGAGCUCACGAGGAGACGAUGGUCGUGCACUGUAAUACAGUCACCGGGGCAGCCACACAAGCUGGUGUGGGGGCUGCUGCUUUUAUUUCCUACUCCACCCUGGACUCCAUCAUCAGUGCGAGACGUCUCAGCGAGGGAAAUCUACCAGCUGGUGGGAAGCUGGAGAAGAGUCACCUCAACUCCAGGGUGGUGAGUGGGGCCGUCAGAGACGGGAGACCCAUUAACCUCUCCAGACCCGCAAACUUCACCCUGCGCCACAGACAGGCCAAAAAAGAGGAGGAAGAGACUCUCUGCGUCUACUGGAAAGUGGUGGCCGAGAGCAGCAGCUGGUCUCCGGACGGCUGCACCGCCGUGCACAGGAACAGCACUCACACCACCUGCAGCUGUGACCAUCUCUCCAGCUUCGCCGUCCUAAUGGCUCCCACCACAGUGACAGUAUCUCACCAUGAGACUCGGGUCACAGGGCUGGACCCUGAGCUCUGCCCUCAGCCGUGGGCAAAGCUCUCCCUGGAGCGACUGGAGGCUUUGCUGGGGAAAAGGCUGAGUCGGAGCCGAGGGGGCUGGGCUGGGGUCACUGGUGAUUCUCCCUUUGCUGUGUUUCAGGAGAGCUACCCACUGACCAUCAUCACCUACAUGGGACUGACCCUCUCCCUGCUGUGCCUCUUCCUGGCCAUCCUCACCUUCCUCCUGUGCCGCUCCAUCCGCAACGUCAGCACCUCCCUCCACCUGCAGCUCUGCCUCUGCCUCUUCCUGGCCGACCUGUUCUUCCUCACCACGGUGACCCGCAUCCGCACUCAGGUGGCGUGUGCUGUCAUUGCUGGCCUCCUGCACUACCUCUUCCUGGCCUGCUUCAGCUGGAUGUUCCUGGAGGGGCUGCACCUCUUCCUCACCGUCAGGAACCUGCAGGUCCUGAAUUACACCAGCGCCAGCCGGUUCAAGAAGAGAUUCAUGUACCCGUUCGGCUACGGAUUCCCAGCCCUGGUGGUGGCUAUUUCUGCAGCGGUGAAUCCUGGUGGCUACGGAACUUCCGAACACUGCUGGCUCAGCCUGGACAGAGGCUUUCAUUGGAGCUUCCUGGGUCCAGUCUGUGCCAUAAUCCUGAUAAAUAUAAUGUUCUUUGUGCUGACCCUGUGGAUCCUGAGAAACAGACUCUCCUCCCUCAAUGCAGAUUUGUCCACCCUCAGAGACCACAGGUUACUGACCUUUAAAGCCAUCGCCCAGCUCUUCCUUCUGGGCUGCACAUGGAGCCUUGGUCUCCUCCAAAUCGGCCCAGCAGCCGCGGUCAUGGCGUAUUUAUUCACCAUCGUCAACAGCCUGCAGGGAGCCUUCAUCUUCUCCUCAAUCACCAGGUGAGACAGGAGUACAGGAGAUGGAUCAAGGGAUUCCGAAUGUUCAGCAUGAAAUCUCAGACAUACGAUCUGUCCAUGUCCACCACCAGCACCAAGACGGACUAACCCUUCUGCCAGGCGGAGUCGGCAGCAACCAGGGCCGGGGUCAAUACCUAGGAGUUCCAAUACAAAACCGAACCAGCUGG
Molecule: messenger RNA, 3169 nt
Organism: Mauremys reevesii (Reeves's turtle)
Lineage: Eukaryota; Metazoa; Chordata; Testudines; Geoemydidae
Product: adhesion G protein-coupled receptor E3-like
Exons: 21
Coding region: 1-2988 (995 amino acids)
Biological process (GO): adenylate cyclase-activating G protein-coupled receptor signaling pathway; cell surface receptor signaling pathway
Cellular component (GO): membrane
Molecular function (GO): G protein-coupled receptor activity; calcium ion binding
Source: RefSeq, a predicted model, not a curated record